Manihot esculenta (cassava) is the source of this 2121-nucleotide messenger RNA. Its product is annotated as probable nucleolar protein 5-2. The transcript is spliced from 9 exons. The coding region runs from base 181 to 1911 and encodes 576 amino acids. Lineage: Eukaryota; Viridiplantae; Streptophyta; Magnoliopsida; Malpighiales; Euphorbiaceae. Gene Ontology annotation, molecular function: snoRNA binding. Gene Ontology annotation, cellular component: box C/D methylation guide snoRNP complex; small-subunit processome. The record is from RefSeq and is a predicted model, not a curated record.
CAACAAGAAGUACAAACACAAGCAGUCAAUUAAAACGGCGAGUAUUUCUUCUUUUCCUUCGAAAGGCGCCUGCGCUGCGCUUAUCAAGCCCCUUUCUUAAAACCCUAGUGGACUUCUCUCUCUUUCCCUCUCUCUAUCUAAAACGCAUUCUUGAAUAGGUCGGUUUUGAAGCAUUGAAGGAUGCUUGUGCUGUUUGAGACGCCGGCGGGCUUUGCCCUCUUCAAAGUUUUGGAUGAAGGAAAGCUAGCUAAAGUUGAGGACUUAUGGAAAGAAUUUUCUACCGCAGAUACAGCAAGAAAGGUUGUCAAGUUGAAAGCUUUUUCCAAGUUUGAGAAUACAUCAGAGGCUCUGGAAGCAGCAACGAAAAUAAUUGAAGGCACAGCUAGCAAAGGUCUCCGCAAGUUUUUGCGUGCUCAUUGUGAGAAUGAAACCUUAGCUGUGGCUGACUCAAAGCUUGGAAAUGCAAUCAAAGAAAAACUGAAAAUAGAAUGUGUUCACAACAAUGCUGUCAUGGAAUUGAUGAGAGGUGUUAGGAGUCAGUUGACUGAACUCAUAGCUGGUCUAGGUGCUCAAGAUUUGGCACCAAUGAGCUUGGGUUUAUCUCAUAGUCUAUCUAGGUACAAACUGAAGUUCAGUCCUGACAAGGUUGAUACGAUGAUCAUCCAAGCUAUUGGUUUGCUUGAUGAUCUGGAUAAAGAGCUCAACACAUAUGCGAUGAGAGUUAGAGAAUGGUACGGUUGGCAUUUUCCUGAACUUUCCAAGAUUGUACAAGACAACAUCCUUUAUGCCAAAGUGGCGAAGUUGAUGGGAAGCCGUGAAAAUGCUGCAAAGCUUGAUUUCUCUGAGAUACUACCAGAAGAAGUUGAGACAGAAUUGAAAGAAGCAUCUUUGAUAUCCAUGGGAACUGAAGUUAGUGAAGUUGAUUUGAUGAAUAUUAGAGAACUCUGUGAUCAGGUUUUAUCUCUGGCUGAAUACAGAGCUCAGCUGUAUGAUUAUUUAAAAAGCAGGAUGAAUACCAUUGCUCCUAAUUUGACUGCCCUUGUUGGUGAGCUUGUUGGAGCUCGGCUCAUAGCUCAUGGGGGUAGCUUAUUGAAUCUGGCAAAGCAGCCUGGAAGCACAGUACAGAUUCUUGGGGCAGAAAAGGCUCUUUUCAGAGCUCUAAAGACAAAGCAUUCAACCCCCAAAUACGGGCUAAUUUUCCAUGCCUCCUUGGUUGGUCAGGCAGCUCCUAAGACAAAGGGGAAAAUUUCCAGAUCACUAGCUGCUAAGGCAGCACUGGCAAUUCGAUAUGAUGCUCUUGGAGAUGGUCAAGAUAACUCUCUGGGACUGGAAAACCGAGCGAAGCUUGAAGCACGGUUGAGGAAUCUUGAAGGGAGGGAAUUGAGUCGUUCUGGUGGAUCUGCUAAAGGCAAACCAAAGAUAGAAGCUUAUGACAAGGAUCGAAAGAAGGGAGCUGGAGGAUUGAUAGCUCCUGCCAAGACUUAUAAUCCAUCUGCAGAUGCUGUUCUCGGGCAAACACCAAACUCUGCUGCUGGGAUUGAGGAAGACGUUAUCCCAAAGAAGAGGAAGAAAGAGGCAGAACCUUCUCUUAUUGGGGAAGUAGAAGAAGAGGCUCCAGUUACUGCUGAGCAGAAGAAAGAGAAGAAGAAGAAAAAGAAGAAAACUGAUGAAGAAGGAACUGCUGUGUCAAACGAAGGAAAUGAUGCUACUGAGCAGGAAGGCGAAGGGAAAGCAAAGAAAGAUAAGAAGAAAAAGAAGCAUAAAACUGAAGGCAAUGAAGUGCAGAAUCAGAGUGAAAAUGCUGAUGCAGGGGAAAAGAAGAAGAAGAAAAGAAAGCAUGCUGAACAAGAUGAAGAACCUGAAAUACCAAGCAAGAAGAAAGAGAAAAAGAAGAGAAAGAGUGAGGAUUGAGGAAAUCUUGGAAGUAGAGGCUAUAGGCUACCCAGCAAUUUUGGAUUAGCAAUUAGGAAGCAAUCGAGCAACUCCAUACUUCUCUACUGUAUAAUUUUUGUUUUUGAUUUGUUAGCUUAUUCUAGUGUAUUGUCUGAUUUCCUGUGGAAGUGAUAAUAUGAGAUUUUCCUUUGGACAUAUUUUAAAAAAUAUAUUUGGAUUUCACUUGCA